AUGCAACGCUUAAAACCUGCACACGAAAUCUACAAUCGUCUUUUAUGGGACACUUCUUGUGUCCCUGGUGGUGAGUUUGUUAUUGGUUAUGAAGACAGAUUUCUUGGCAUACUGGAAACGUCAAGAGAAGCUUUUGAAGCGGAAGAACUACCA
Messenger RNA from Ambispora gerdemannii, 153 nucleotides. Lineage: Eukaryota; Fungi; Glomeromycota; Glomeromycetes; Archaeosporales; Ambisporaceae. The record is from the annotation of a GenBank genome assembly.